Messenger RNA from Saitoella complicata NRRL Y-17804, 870 nucleotides. Its product is annotated as POS9-activating factor FAP7. The transcript has 2 exons. The coding region runs from base 23 to 580 and encodes 185 amino acids. Gene Ontology annotation, cellular component: nucleus; cytoplasm. NCBI's taxonomy places the organism in Eukaryota, Fungi, Ascomycota, Saitoellomycetes, Saitoellales, Saitoellaceae. Gene Ontology annotation, molecular function: AMP kinase activity; ATP hydrolysis activity; ATP binding. The record is from RefSeq and is a predicted model, not a curated record.
GUCAUGUAGCAGCACCACCACCAUGCCAAAGAGACCAAACGGACCGAAUAUCAUCAUCUGUGGGACCCCGGGAACUGGCAAAACAACCCACGCCGAACUCCUCGCCGCCCAAACAUCCCUAACACACCUGAACCUCGGCACCCUCGUAAAAGACCACAAACUCUACGAAUCCUACUCCCCAGAAUGGGACUCCUACAUCGUCGAUGAAGACAAACUCCUCGACCACCUCGAACCUCUCGUCCCCACGGGCGGUCUGAUACUAGACUGGCACACCUGUGACGUUUUUCCCAAGUCGUGGAUUGAUUUGGUGGUUGUGUUGAGGACGGACAACACGAUGUUGUGGGAUCGCUUGGAGGGGCGGGGGUACAGUAUCGAGAAAAUCCAGGAGAAUAAUGAGGCGGAGAUUAUGCAGGUCGUGUUGGAUGAGGCGAGGGAGGCCUAUGACGGGGAGAUUGUGGUUGAGUUGAGGAGUGAGAGCGCGGAGGAUAUUCAGGGGAAUGUGGAGAGGAUUGAGCAGUGGAUGGAGGCGUGGAAGGGGAUGGAGCAUGUCAGUGAUGAUGCGGAGGAGGACUCUGAUUAGACAAGACACGUCGGACGGACUGGACUUUGUCACUUUCUAUCUAAUGCAUUGAAUGUAUACCCCCCGCGGCCGAUCACAAAUAACUCCCGCUUAGCACCCUCCCCGAGCCAAAAACUCCUUAACCUUCUCCAACGCCCUAUACCGAUGACUAAUCCCAUUCUUCUUCUCCUUACUCAUCUCAGCGUACGUCUCCCCCCCACCCUCCACCGGCUCAAAAACACUAUCCCACCCGAAAUCCCCGCUCCCCCUAGCCUCCACCACCCUCCCCUCAGUCCUCCCCUCAAAAAGCA